Molecule: messenger RNA, 3048 nt
Organism: Ahaetulla prasina
Lineage: Eukaryota; Metazoa; Chordata; Lepidosauria; Squamata; Colubridae
Gene: CISH
Product: cytokine inducible SH2 containing protein
Exons: 3
Coding region: 968-1744 (258 amino acids)
Biological process (GO): intracellular signal transduction; phosphatidylinositol phosphate biosynthetic process
Cellular component (GO): phosphatidylinositol 3-kinase complex
Molecular function (GO): 1-phosphatidylinositol-3-kinase regulator activity
Source: RefSeq, a predicted model, not a curated record
GGCCUGCGGGUUUCUCACUAACCCUGCUGGGCCUGGGUAACUGCAGCAUCGCGCGUCAUUCGCUCCCGAUUGGCGGGCCUUCGGUCGUCCGGCCCUGCCCUCCUUCACUCCGAUUGGCAGAAGGAAGGGAGCCCGCCCCGCUUUCCUGGAAAGUUCUUGGAAAUCUAUCAAAGGUAUUUCCUUGAACUGAGCGAACGAGCGGAGGCAGCGCUGAAUUAAAACGACAAAACACGCAAGUUUUCAAACCAUUCGGCGCAGAUCUUCCGAACGCGCUUCCCUUUCCACCCGAGGGAUGCGUCUUUUUGAGGGAGGGGGGGAGGAUCAUUUCUGACCUUAGGGGACCGCAAGCCUGAAACGAAGGUGCCUCGAACGGCCCCUUCUAUUUAUACUUGCCUUUCUUUUUUGUCGGUGCCUGUCGGAACACUAAUGUGAAUACAAUACAAUUCCAAGAAUCCACCGCUUCCUGGAAUAGAUUAAUCGGGCGCAAACAAAAGAUUACGGAGUAGUGCUUCUCCCCUUCCGCUCCCCGCGAUCCGCAUUUCUUCAAGGGCCGGCGUCGAGGCUGCUGGGCGUCCGCUCGGCUCUCCUCCCCGAAGUUUUUUGUUUUACGCGGGGAGAGAUUAUUUAUUCAGACAGGUAUUUAUUAUUAUUAUUUUUAAUUCUAGUUUUUUAUUCGCGGCGACUUUCCGCGCCGCCGAGGAGAUUGGUUUUUAAAGUGAACUUAUUGCCCACGUUUUAAAGCUCGGCCGGAGGAGAAGAGCGACUACGACCCCGCGCAUUUUUCUGCUGGUAACUUGGUGCGGGGAAGAUUGCUCUGGAGGUACCCGCAGCUUGUUUUCUCUGGGCGAUUCUUGAGUGCGUUUCACAGAAAGUUUGUUGGGACACUUUUGGAUUUCUGGUAGCUUGCGGACGGACUGUGUGGGAACAAAGAAGAAGCGCGGCUUUCCCCCGUUUCUCUGAGGAUUUGAUGCUCUUUCCUGAAUCUUGGCGUGACAUGAUCCUCUGCGUUCAAGGAUCCUAUCCUUUGGUAUCAGAGGAGAAACUCCGGAGGCUACCUGUUGCAGGCCUUGCAGUGAAUGUGUCAGAACAGGUCAUGCAGCCUCUGUCAGUCACAUCCUUCCAAGAACAGUCUGCCCCUCCCUUGGUAAUGCCCAGACUUGAAAGCAACUCACCUCAAACACGAGACCCAGAGGAGGAUCUGCUGUGUAUUGCCAGAACGUUUUCAUUUCUGAGAGAAUCUGGUUGGUAUUGGGGUUCUAUUACAGCCAACGAAGCCAAGCAGCAGCUCCAGAAGAUGCCAGAGGGGACUUUUCUGGUACGGGACAGUGCUCAUCCCAGCUACCUGUUCACGCUAUCCGUAAAGACCAACAGAGGCCCUACCAACGUACGCAUUGAAUACGCCGAUAGCAAGUUCCAGUUAGAUUCCAAUUGCCUCUCCAAACCUCGGGUUUUGGCCUUCCCAGAUGUGGUUAGUCUCAUCCAACAUUAUGUUCUUUCUUGUACUGUGGAGAGCAAGAGUGAUGCUCCCUACCCGCCUCCCAUGCCUUUGCCUCCCCCACAAAAGGAGAUGAUAGCAUCAGCAGUACACCUGAAGCUCAUCCGGCCGCUCAGCCGCAAGGACAUUGCCCCCAACCUGCAGCACCUCUGCCGACUACAGAUCAAUCGAUGCACUGGAAAGACAGACCAAUUGCCUCUACCAAAGAGAAUGAAGGACUAUUUGAAGCAGUAUCCUUUUCAACUUUAAAGGCAGCCAAUCUGACUGGGACAAGCAACCGAAAUGAUGUUGAAAAACAUCCAAUUCUGGCAACAGAUUGACUUUGAUCCAUUGAUGAGGUUAUGUUCUUAAGUGGGCACAGUAUAUUAAACUGCCAAAGGAAGAGACUGUUUUUCCCAUCAUCCUCUCCCUUAUUUUUCUCAGUUACCUAAAUUCAUUCUCAUGCCAUGGAGGUGGCAGUAUGCACAAGGUACACAAAUCCAAGGCCAAAAGCUCAAGGAGGCACUUCUCUUCUUUGUCUGCAGAAAGGAACUACUCUUGGCAUGUGCAAACUACUUGAAUUGGCAGAAUUGCGCCAGGAAUGUUCAAGCCUCAGAACUGUAUUAUUUAUUCCCAUGGUACUCUUUUUUUCUUUUGCUAUUUCCGAGUACAUAUAAAUUGAAUAUCCUUCUUUUACUUUUGCAAGCAUAAUAAUAAUGAUAAUAAUAACAGUAACAGAGUUGGAAGGGACCUUGGAGGUCAUCUAGUCCAACCCCCUGCUCAUGCAGGAGACCUAUACUAGGGAUUCAAACUGCCGAACUGCCGACCUUUGUGAUCGACAAGCUCAGUGUCUUAGCCACUUGAGCCACCUAAUCAGGCAAAUUAUUUAAAGAUGGGCUCAAAUCAUAACUUAUGUAAGUUCAUUUUGCAGUAGUUCAUUAUGGACUUGAAUGAAGUCUCCUGGCCAUUCUAUACUCUAUAACCUGUCUUGAUGUAUUCAUACUCAGAUAUAAGAUAAAUAUAUUGGAAGUGUAUAAAAGGUUGAUUCCAGUUGCAAUCAACAUCCAGACUUCAGUUCCCAUUAGAUUGACAAAGAGAUAAACUUAUUCAAGCUUUUUGAGCUUGGAUUAGUAAACCCUCUGUUCUCUCCCUUUUUGAAGAGGCUAUUCCUAAUUUGAAUCAGUUAAAUCCAAAUGAUUUUUUGUUAAAAUUACACGGUGAAGAUGCCUACGUAUCUGUCUUAUGAAGCAUAACAUUGUCCUUGGAGAAAUGGUCACACCCUAAAAGUUCAUUUCUGUAGCAUUUUGUUUAUAUCUUUUGGAGGGAAAAUUCAGGAAAUGGGCCAUUUUUCUCCUAUUACCAUAUUGUUAGCUGAAAUAUUAACUCACAUUACUGCUGUAUUAGCACAAAGGAGCUUCAGGGAGAACACAAUACUGAUACAUUAUUUACGACCAUUUUUGCUUGUGAGUACCGUAUAUACUCGAGUAUAAGCCGAGUUUUUCAGCACAUUUUUUGUGCUGAAAAACGUCCCCUCGGCUUAUACUCGGGUCUAUACGGCUUAUACUCGAGUUUUU